This is a messenger RNA of Schistosoma spindalis, 4073 nucleotides long. NCBI's taxonomy places the organism in Eukaryota, Metazoa, Platyhelminthes, Trematoda, Strigeidida, Schistosomatidae. The record is from the annotation of a GenBank genome assembly.
AUUUAUAAAAGUUGUACGACUUAUCCAGGUGGUACUUGUUUCUCGUGAAAUCUGUUCUCUGUGCACAAUCAACAUGCAGGUUGAAAGCCUCCACAAUCUCCAAGCCAAAAUUAGAAGUGAUGAACGCAACCACUCACUGACAAAAAAAUACUUAACUAAUGAUAUUGUCAACAAAUAUCAAGCAACAAAAACGAGUUUGGGUGGGACUCUAGCUCAAUGUGUGAAUACAAAUGCUUAUAACCCUGGAGCUUUGCUGCCAAGAUCAUGUGAUUUAAAUGCAUAUGAGUCUUUCAGGGAUUUCUUCGACGCCGUGAUUGCAGAUUAUCAUAAGGUGGCAGAUGGCAAAAUCCAACAUCCAAAGUCAGAUUUUGGUGACCUCAAGAGUCUAUCGUUUACGGAUCUAAAUGCUUAUGGCAAUUUAGUCGUAUCUACUAGAGUUCGCCUAGGUAGAACUGUUGAGGGAUUUGGUUUCGGCCCUACGUUAACCAAAGAAACUCGAAUUGAGUUGGAAAAUAAAAUCUCAACUGCUCUACGUAACUUAUCUGGUGAAUACGAAGGGACUUAUUAUCCAUUGACAGGAAUGUCAGAGGAAGAUAGAAUCAAACUAGUGAACGAUCAUUUUCUUUUCAGAAACGAUGACAACGUUCUAAGAGACGCUGGUGGAUACAUUGAUUGGCCAACAGGUCGCGGUAUAUUCAUAAACAAACAAAAGAACUUUUUGGUUUGGAUUAACGAAGAGGAUCACAUUCGCGUCAUUUCAAUGCAAAAGGGGGGUGAUUUAAUCGCAGUUUACAAACGACUGGCUGGUGCAAUACAAGAACUGUCCAAAUCAUUGAAAUUUGCAUUCAAUGAUCGUUUAGGGUUUAUCACAUUUUGUCCAUCUAAUUUGGGUACGACACUAAGGGCUAGUGUACAUGCGAAAAUCCCUAUGCUUGCUUCAUUACCGAAUUUCAAGGAAAUUUGUGAAAAACAUGGUAUACAGCCUCGUGGUACUCAUGGAGAACACACUGAGUCAGUUGGUGGUAUCUACGAUUUGAGUAAUAAACGUCGCCUUGGUCUUACUGAGCUUGAUGCUGUUACUGAAAUGCAUUCCGGUGUUCGAGCUUUACUUGAACUUGAAGUUAUGUUACAAGAAUAUAACAAAGGUGCUCCAGAGGGCGUUAUGCCAGUUGAACCAUUAACUUACCUGGCCAAACUGCUAGAAGGUGCUUCUAUCGAAAAAUGCUAUACUCGCAAAUAUUUGACACCAGAAAUAAUUAAAAAGUAUGAUGGAAAACGAACAACCCACGGUGCUACCCUAGCUCAUAUGAUACGCAAUGGUGCAUACAAUAAUCGUUCAAUAUGUCCACGAACCGGGGAAGCUGAAUGUUAUUCGACGUUUAUUGAUUACUUAGAUCCAUUGAUCUGUGAUUAUCACGGCGUGAAAGAUCCUGCAUUUAAACACCCUGCGCCCACAUUUGGUGACUUGUCAAAGCUUCCAUUCGGUGACCUAGAUCCAGCUGGUAAAUUCAUUGUCUCUACACGUGUCCGUGUUGGUCGUAGUGUUGAAGGCUUUUUAUUCCCAACAAUUAUGAGCAAAACUGAUCGUAUAAAAUUAGAGCAAGUUAUUUCUGGAGCACUAAAAGGACUUACUGGUGAACAUGCUGGAACUUACUAUCCACUAACUGAUAUGAAAGAGGAAGAUCGAAAACAACUAGUUGAAGACCAUUUCUUAUUUAAAAAUGAUGAUCCUGUCUUACGUGAUGCCGGUGGAUAUCGUGAUUGGCCUGUUGGACGUGGAAUCUUCCAUAACAAUUCAAAGACUUUCCUUGUAUGGGUUUGCGAAGAAGAUCACAUGCGAAUUAUAUCAAUGCAACAAGGCGGAGAUUUAGCUGCUGUUUAUAAGCGCUUAAUUGAAGGAAUUAAUGCUAUCGGAAAGAGUAUGAAGUUUGCACACAGUGAUAAAUAUGGUUACAUAACUUGCUGUCCAUCCAACUUAGGUACAUCAAUGCGUGCCAGUGUAUUAUUAAAGAUACCAAAACUUAGUUCUCAACCGAAAAAACUGGAUGAAAUUUGUGCAAAGUAUAUGCUUCAAGCUAGAGGUAAAUUUGUUAAAUGUUUUACACGCAAUAUCUUCUUUUGCAUUAUCUUUUGUCUUAAACUCAAACUGCGUGAUUAUGACGGGUGACUUAUAGGGUAUUGUUUAAACAGGCACACAAAUAGUUUACAACUAGGUACAUAUUUUAUAACCUAGUUCUUAAAAAUGCACGAAGCAUUAGUUGUGCACUGUAGAUAACAACCGAACGCUGUAUAUAGCCUAUAUUUUUAUAAAUUUUGAACUUAAGCAUUACUGAUGCCUAGAAAAUGGAAUCAACUUUCUGAAUCUAUUAUUGAAUCAUGAAAACCAAUGUUACGCAUCACAGAGAUUUGUAUUGUUUGGUUACAUAUUAAGUACAUUUCAAUGAAAACAAAUAUCUUCUUUCGUAUUCAGCAAUUUAAAAAUGUAUAUCUAGCACUUUUUAUCACUAAAACACACUGGAGAAAAUGUUUAUAUUUCCUGUUAUUUUUCAGAGUCAGGUAUUCAUUAUUGUUUUUUGUUUAUUAGCGUUUAAUAUUAGAAAGCAAAGCAUGAUUCUGUUAUAACUCGUGGUUUGUACCCUUGGUUCCUUGUUUUUCACUCCGUCGCCAAUUGUUAUAACGCUCAAUUUUACUUCGUCUAAUGUUAUAACGGUUGGGUUUCCACGUUUACACGUAUGGGACGUGAAUUUACCUUAAACGAUUAUUUUCACUAGAUUCCCUCCCAGUGUCUAUUCUACAGAACUUCAACACAACUCAGAUCAAGAACACGUGAUUAGCCUAACUACAACGUAAAUAUAUUUCCACACCAAAACUCGACACAAUCCAACAACAAUGAACAGUGAUAAUAUUUUUAAGGCUAGGGGAUACAACUCAUCUGACACCUGUCAGAAUAUCUACAUAUCUGAAUAAGCAAACAACCAAUCAUUAUCAUUCUCGCCCACACAUCAGAUUCUUUAUCUUUUCGGAGUACAUUUUUCUUAAUAAAAAAGCUCUUUAAUUAUUAAAUGUAAAUAAGAUUCAUAUUUAAAGUGUCAAGUAUAUAAACUGAUAGCCGAAUAUAAUCCAUGGUAAUAUUUUAAUCUUUUGUACUUUCGAAUUUUUGUAGAUUAAAGGAACAACUGUAGUAGCUCAAUAUAAUUUAAAUAUAUUUGUUAAUGAAUGGUUAAAGACAAUGUUUGAAUUGAUCUAGACUUGUAUUUUCCCCCAUUAACAGUUUCAAGCUUAACGUAUUUGAAACAAUGAAACCGGUAAACUUGCUUACAGUUCAUUCUACCUGAUAUCAUAUAACCACUUCUUAAAAUUUAACUGUUAUGUUAUUAUUAUUCUCACUGCUGGUCAGUUUCUAUGACACAGGAAAUGGAUAAACGUAAAUUAUAAUUCUAAAAGAUAUAUUUCAAUGAAAAAUUCGGGUUCCAAUCAAUACUAGAGUUUUGUAUUCAUAGCCUAGUGUAUAAACGUGUAAACAGUUAAUGAAUUGUUUAUUUUAGUGACUUACCUCAUAUCUUUCACAACCGUCCACUGCUCCAUAGUUUUCAAAAGUAUCCCAAAUAAGGUUAAUCUGUGAAGUGUAUCACCUUGUUUGAAAUUUCUUAAUAUCAUUCCAUAUUACUGAGAUAUUCUGUUUUUUUUUCCACGUUCUAAGGUCUCUAUGGUGAACAUACAGAGUCCCCUGAUGGUACAUAUGAUAUUAGCAAUAAGCGCCGUCUUGGUCUAACUGAAUUACAAGCAGCUCAUGAAAUGGCAGAAGGUGUUGCUAAAAUGAUUGAAAUUGAAAAAGGACUAUAAUAUUCCUUUAAAAAACAAUGUCUCUUUUUAGACAAAUCAGUAUAUACUACAACUCCCUUGCUCUACUCAUUUUUUGCCUACUUUCCUUACACCUUUCAUGUACCCUUUUAUUGCUUAGAUGUUUAAUUAGUAGUUUAACAUCAAUGUAUUUUAUUCUAAAAAUUGUAAUGUAUUAGUUAUACAUUUCACUUUGGCUACUGUUCAUAAUACAUAAGUUGGUUGACAUAAUC